UCGCCUGUUGUUGCAUGGAUUCUAAUAAUGAAAAAGCCGGUUCGUCAAAGUUUUACUGCACAAUGCUACGCGCCCAUGGAUUAGUAUUCACUAAAUUACGCAUAUUUUUGUUCAAAACCCAUCAUUCUAAAACCCUGUUGUCUUCAUUGCAUCCGUCCAGGUGUCUUCAAGGAAUGGCUGAGGUUUCAUCACCAUCCUCGUCAGCUUUCACCGAACCCACAAAAGAUGAUGUGAUCGCUCGACUGCGACAGACCGAUGCAGCGGACAUGCUUGCAGGCCUCCCUCCUCUCCCAACCUCAGUACCAAGAGCUGCCGUUCUAGUGCCGCUUUUCUACCGCAACAGCCAGUUGCAUGUCCUGUUGACUGUACGGUCCAGCAAUUUGAGUUCCCACCGGGGAGAGGUUGCUUUCCCCGGUGGAAAGAGCGACGAAGGUGAUGCAGAUCUCCGAGAAACAGCUCUUAGGGAAAGCGAAGAAGAAAUCGGACUGGCCAGGGACAGGGUUGAAAUUAUCUCCCAACUCAGCUCGGUAUUUGCGCGGCGGGGAACGUUAGUCGUACCAUUCGUGGGGUUCAUACCGGAGGAUUUUGAUCCCGUCCCAAACCCAGAAGAGGUUCAGGAUGUCUUCACAGUGCCUUUUGCAACAUUUCUCCAAUCGUCAGAGGAUCACAAGCAGCGAGUCUGGACUGACAGCGGGCAGGAGUUCCUGUUGGAUUUCUUUACUCAUUAUCAAGAUGGCAAGCAGAUUACUACCUUCGGACUCACUGCAAUAAUUUGCAUCACAGCGGCAUCCAUUUGUUUCGGUCGAAGUCCCGAUUUUGAGAGUUUGAUAAAAUUUGAUAGUUCCAAUCCGAGAAAAAUUCAUGAAAUUUCGAAAAAGUCGUAUAUGAGGCAAGUUAGGAAAUAUGAAAAAGCAAAGCAAGGCAAUCUUUAAAUUUAGGCUGAAUUAGGGGGUAAGAAGAGAAGAAGGUAUUUAGGUUUUAGCACCUUAUUGAAUCCCAGUGUGUAGCCUGUCCGUUCUAGAAUCCAACACCUACAAAAACUUCUUAAUGUUUUGAUCAAUAAAAUAUAAAGUUUAUAUUGUUGAAUUAAGCAUUGUUUAGGUGAAAGUUCACAGAUUCUCGGUAUUAGAGAACCUUUCUUUCCCCCCAGAGCAUUUCUCUCAUAUUACAGUAACCAAAUUGUUCAUACAUAUAUUAAAGAGCCAUGUAAACAAAUAUGGGCUCUACAGUUCAAAUCGUUCAAAAUGAUGCAAAAUUCUAUGUUGUUAUGGAGGGAUUUUGGUGUUGGUUUUAAUAAGAAUAUAUCCCAGUGUGCAUGAUUGUAACUUGAUCAUUGAUGUGUACAUGUACUUUUAAUGACAUUGAGCAAAUGAAAAGGGACAUUAUUUGCUUUUUAAUCCUGAUCCUAACUUACCCAGGCUUCCCAAACUAUUGUUUCAUGGGUUGUAUAAUAUUCAGUUUCUUUUAAAUUAAAAAUACAUCUGUAAUAUACAAUAUUUUUUUUAAUUAAAAAUAUUUAAUUUUAAAUUUCAUAUCAUUAAAAUGUACGAAUUAUUGUACACAUGACAUGUGUGGAGGGUAAUUAUGCAAUAAAAUAGAGAGGAAAGAAAGAUUUCCUCAGAAGCUUGGAA
Patiria miniata (bat star) is the source of this 1631-nucleotide messenger RNA. RefSeq names its product peroxisomal coenzyme A diphosphatase NUDT7-like. Gene Ontology annotation, biological process: coenzyme A catabolic process. The transcript is spliced from 2 exons. Bases 15 to 932 code for a protein of 305 amino acids. The record is from RefSeq and is a predicted model, not a curated record. Gene Ontology annotation, molecular function: acetyl-CoA hydrolase activity; coenzyme A diphosphatase activity. NCBI's taxonomy places the organism in Eukaryota, Metazoa, Echinodermata, Asteroidea, Valvatida, Asterinidae.